Haemonchus placei is the source of this 609-nucleotide messenger RNA. Lineage: Eukaryota; Metazoa; Nematoda; Chromadorea; Rhabditida; Trichostrongylidae. The record is from the annotation of a GenBank genome assembly.
AUGGGUAAACGAUACCGAACUGGUGAAGAAAAACACCGAGGUUUCAUGGAAAUAUUUAUUGUUGAUAUAUUGAUUGAUAUUGAUUUCAGAAGUCCCUAUAUGAUAUCACGUCGGCAGUAUGACGAUGACUAUUCUGAUUACUAUCGCGAUUUCAAGGCACAGUCCAGAGACUACGAUCGCCGGGUUCAGACAUAUCAGCAAGCGAUCUACUUCAUUCGGGUCAUGGCAUACAUCCAGAUCUUUAUCGCUGGAGUUCUGUUGGUAUCGGACGUGUCCCGAAUCGUACUCCUUUGGACUUUUGUCCAGUCAGCCAGUACCAUAAUCGAAAUGAUUUGUCAGCUGUCAUUUCCACUUUUCUCGCUCAUUCUCGGGUUUCUAUCGCUCACCAGUGCUUUGUCACCGUCAAGCGUCAUCUCGAAAUCGGUAGCCAUUCUUCUAAUUGCUGCCAUCGUACCGAAUUUUGUCUUUCCCAAACAAGCUGCUUUCAUAACUUUGUUUUUGAAACGAGUGGCUCCAACACUUGGAAAUAGUCCUGACUGGAAAACUCAGCUUCAUUGGGGCACAGAUGACAUUGCCUUUGUCCAAGAAAUGAAAAAGUUAGAGUUAUAG